Messenger RNA from Cephus cinctus (wheat stem sawfly), 3672 nucleotides. RefSeq names its product small G protein signaling modulator 3 homolog. Gene Ontology annotation, molecular function: protein binding. The record is from RefSeq and is a predicted model, not a curated record. The transcript is spliced from 15 exons. NCBI's taxonomy places the organism in Eukaryota, Metazoa, Arthropoda, Insecta, Hymenoptera, Cephidae. The coding region runs from base 195 to 2579 and encodes 794 amino acids.
GUUUUACCAGAAGACGCGAAAAUUUUCUAUUACUAUAAUUUCAGUUUAUCUGUCAGAAAUAUGAAAUUUUGACAGAUGACGUUUAUUUGGAAUAAUCAAACACGUUCGUUCUAUUGGUAGCUUUUUCUCAUUGAUUUUUUUGCUCUCAGAAUUCAAGAUUUCUUUUUACUUUUUUUUUUGAGAAAAAGAACAUAAUGGAUAUUGCUAAGUCUCUCUUUAAUGUGCGUGAUCAUGAAGGUUAUGUGGGAAAAGAGGAUCACAACAAAAAGUUGGAAACUGCUAUAUCUGACGAUGAAUAUGAACUAGAUGGAACUGGCCUCGAUGGAGAAGGCUUAUCUCCAGCACCUGGAGGGCCAUUUUCAGCUCUUACACCAUCAAUGUGGCCACAGGAUAUAUUGGCAAAGCUUAAUCAGCCUGAUGAUCCUAAUUCUCAGCCUGAAUAUCGAUUCGAUGAAUUUGGUUUUCGAGUAGAGGAGGAAGAUGGUCCUGAGCAGAGUUCAAAAAAGUUACUAGGUAUUCCAUUUGUUGAAGAUCCUCAACACAGGCUACAAUGGGUAGCUCUUCUUGAAUUUAGCCAUAAUAAAGAAGUCUCGGAACUUUCCUGGCAGCACAUAGACCAACGUUUACCAAGAACUGACAAACUGAGGGAAAUGGUCCGUUGUGGGAUACCUCACUCUCUUAGGCCACAAAUUUGGAUGCGAAUGUCAGGAGCCCUCCAGAAGAAUUUGGCAUCUGAAAUAAGCUACAAGGACAUAGUAAAAGCAUCCAGCAAUGACGCCUUGAUGACCAGCAAACAAAUCGAGAAAGACCUGUUACGUACCAUGCCAGCGAACGCCUGUUUCAGUCAUCUAAGUAGUACUGGAAUACCAAGGCUACGUAGAGUAAUGCGUGGGCUUGCUUGGCUGUAUCCUGACAUAGGAUACUGUCAAGGCACUGGAACUAUGGCAGCUUCGUUACUACUCCUACUUGAAGAAGAGGAUGCAUUCUGGAUGAUGGCUACCAUCGUCGAAGACUUGCUACCAGCAUCUUAUUACUCCUCCACGCUUCUAGGUAUACAAGCGGAUCAGAAAGUUCUCAGGACUCUGAUAGCAAAUUACUUACCAGACAUCGACCACGUCCUUGUCCAGCAUGACAUAGAAUUGAGCCUUAUCUCGUUACACUGGUUCUUGACACUGUUCGCUUCAGUGGUACACAUGAAGAUCCUUUUGAGGAUCUGGGAUUUAUUUCUCUUUGACGGGUCCAUAGUUCUGUUCCAGAUUACCCUUGGAAUGUUAAAAAUCAAAGAGACGGAACUAAAGCAACUUGAAAAUUCAGCACAAAUAUUCAACGCGUUAUCGGACAUUCCUGGUGAUAUCGAUGACGUAGAUCAGUUACUCGAAGUGUCUCUGGAACUUAGCGGGUCCUUGACUGACGUCUUGGUUGAGACCCACAGAAGAAGACACUUGGCCUAUUUGAUGACUGAUCAGGGUGCCCUAGUUGGGAAUCCUGACGCCACACCUAAUUUGCCUAAACAACACUUAAACAGACGACAAGUUAAACGGAACAAGUCUGUGCUGCAAACAUUUUUGUUUGGCGACGACACCAGCGAGGACGAUGCUAAAUCAAAAAAUAUUCGUCAAACAGAAAUAUUGGUGGAUCUCAGGGAGGCAGUGCUCCAAGUGGCAAGACAUUUCAUUAACGUUGAUCCUAAAUUGAACAGUAUCACUCUAGUUGCUGACUACAAUAUGGAAAGUCAUGCAAAAGAUCAUGACAAUUAUAUUAACGUUUCUCGCACACGAAAGAGACGUGCCAAAGCUUUGUUGGACUUUGAAAGGCAUGACGACGAUGAAUUGGGUUUCCGGAAAAAUGACAUUAUUACAAUAGUCAGUCAGAAAGAUGAACAUUGCUGGGUUGGCGAAUUAAAUGGAUUGCGAGGUUGGUUCCCGGCAAAGUUCGUAGAAUUGCUUGACGAGAGAAGCAAGCAGUACACCUGCGCCGGUGACGACGCGGUCAGUGAAGCUGUGACGGAUUUAGUCAGAGGUAGUUUGUGUCCAGCUGUGAAAGCAGUCCUGGAGCAUGGUAUGAAAAGACCCUCCUUUCUGGGAGGUCCUUGUCAUCCUUGGCUGUUCAUCGAGGAAGCUUCAAACAGGGAGGUCGAGAAGGAUUUUAAUUCUGUCUACAGUCGACUAGUCCUCUGUAAAACUUAUAGACUGGAUGAAGAUGGGAAAGUCCUGACGCCUGAAGAGUUACUCUAUCGUUGCGUCCAAUCUGUCAAUUUGACACAUGACAAUGCCCAUGCUCAGAUGGAUGUAAAAUUACGUUCUCUAAUUUGCCUUGGACUUAACGAACAAGUCCUUCACCUCUGGCUGGAAGUUCUAUGUUCCUGCGUUGAAGUGGUACAAAAGUGGUAUCAACCUUGGAGCUUUGUAAAUAGUCCAGGAUGGGUGCAAAUAAAAUGUGAGCUACGUAUCCUCAGUCAAUUUGCCUUUAACUUGAAUCCUGAUUGGGAACUGCCACCGAAAAAGGAACAGUCACAGCCACUGAAGGACGGAGUGCGCGAUAUGCUUGUUAAACAUCAUUUAUUUAGUUGGGAUUUAUAAAUUAUUCUCGUCCAGGUGGCAACAGAAAAUAAGUAUUAUCUCAGCUCCAAUGUACAAAGGAUUUUCAAAAGUAACGUGGACAAAGUAAAAACCUUCCGUCAUCGGUUCCGUCCCUCCGUCAUUCGUUCCAUGAGCAACAUGAAUACGUAUACACCUAGUUGAUGGCUCAGUGAUGAUUUAUAAGGACGGACAGCUCUAAUUAAAUUAUGUUCGUAUUAGAAUGCAUAACAUUCAUGGGAUAUUUGUAGAACGUCUAUGGAACGUCUGGAUAGUCUUAGAAGUGUUUCUAGGAUGUUUGUACUCUGAGAGCGUUAAUGCUGCAAUUAAUGAAAUAGUAUCUUAGCAGUUUUCAAUGUCUUCAACCUAUUAUUUAUAUAGAUUUUAUUUAUUUCUUUAAUGGAAGAUUCCUAUUUUUCACUGAAAUAUAUUAUUUAUCUUUUAUGAAUGCGGAGAAUUCUGUAAAAGAUAUUUGAUCUAUUGUGUAAUCUCUCAUGAUACUUGUGUAUAUACGUAAUUAGAAAAUUUAGCUUAGACGCAUUUGUUUUUUCUCUGAACAAUAUACAGGGCGCGUCGUUACGUUUUAUGGUAUUCUUCAGAAUUGGAAUUGGUUUCUUUCAGAUUAGCAUUGUGCAAAUUGAAACAUUUCGGAAUCUAAUAAUUGAAUUGAAGAUGGCUAAUUAAUUAAAAAUAUUGUUUCUUAAUCCCUCAAGUAUCAGUGCCGUAAAUAUACGUCGUUGAACUUUUGUCUCAUCGGCCCAGAAGUUUUAUCGGUAUGACAAUAGUAAUAACUUAUCCUUAAUCUUAAAUAUAUACACUACACUACCAUAUGUACAACACGUUUCUCUUGUUAUUUGUUCUAUAGUUAUGUGCAAUGAAGUUGUGUAUUUUGUCUCCCAGACCGUUCGGGCCGGUGUAAAGCGACGCGGCACAGAGGUUCCGGUACUUGAGGGAUUAACAAUAAAUCGGUCUCUGAAGGAUAUUUGCAUAACAUAACGCGACGACAUUCCGCGUAGAUUUUAUAUUGGAAUUGUUAUUCUAUACUGUCAUUAAUCAUAUCUAAGUCUAAUAAAAUGAUUAGGUGGAUUAACCAAAA